UCCCCCAUUGAUGGCGAUGGCGUCUGUCAAGCCGUCCAUACGGCAAUUCAGCGCGUGUCUGGGUUGCGUACGGCGGACUGCCAGCGGAAACGGCGCACCGCGGCGGCUCCUUUCGUCCUCAGCGGCUGCCCGUGAAGAGCUCCAGACCCACCACCCUACUCCUCCACCGCCGCCUCCUCCUGCAGCUGCGACUUCUGCCCCUAUGAAAGACGAAGCAUCAUCUAAACGAACUCCGGAAUACAUGCAGAAAUGGGGAGACCUGGAUCCCAACCUCGUGGAAUGGAAACGUGACGAGCGCCGUCUCGUCCGAAGGGAAGGCGUCCAACCGGUUGGAUCCCGUCGUCGACGUGCCGUUCUCCGCCGUUCCACCAUGCGCCAGACCGAACAGAUUCCCUUUGAACAGCUCCCGUAUCAGUGCUUCCAGGAAGCGAGGAAGUUUCUGCUGGAGGACCGCCAGGAGAAGCUGACGGAGAUCGAGACGCAGACACUGAGGAUAAAGAAUUUGAUGGCGCAGGAUCCUGCUGUAAGCGGCGGUGCGCUGGCAAAGGAAGCAAGGCUGAGGAGCAUGCGGAAUCAUCUCCAUGGACUGAUCAUCCUAGCCGAUAUCAAUGACCCCGUGGUCAAGAAGAAGUUCGAGGAUGGACAGGGUGACAUGAACAAGCCCAUCUACCGCUACCUCGCCGACCAGAAAUGGCGCAAGUACAAGCGGCUCGUCCUGGAACAGCGUAUAUCUCAAUUGAACAUCGUCCCAGACCUCCUUCCCGCGCUGGACCCCAUCGCAGACGCCGACCUCGCUUUUGGGCGCAAGAAGGUAUCCCCUGGCGAGUUCGUGGAUUCCGCCAUCAGCGAGAAGAUGCCGCGACUUUCGGUCCAAACGUUUGAACAAGGGGAAAAGCUAGUUACAGUGGUCGUGGUGGAUGCCGACGUGCCUGUGCCGGACAAGGAUAGCUUCACCUACCGCUGCCACUUCAUUGCCUCUAAUGUUCCUAUUUCACCGAGCCAGACCUCCAUCCCCUUGCAACGGAUUGACCAGGAGGACAAGAAGACCGAAAACGAGGCGGCUAGGAAGAUUGCCGUGCCUUGGCUUCCGCCAUGGGCUCACAAAGGCGCACCAUAUCAUCGUCUCGCCGUCUUCGUGCUCGAGCAGAGUGAGGCGAAAGCCCUGGAUGUUCUCGACAUCAAGAAGACGAAGAGGAACUCGUUCAUUCUAAGGAGCUUCGUUGAUUCGCACAAGCUGAAGCCUAUUGGUGUGGCUCUCUUCAGGACGAAGUGGGAUGAGAGCAUGGCCGGGGUGAUGGAGAGAGCGGGCUUGAAGGACCAGGUGGACGUUGAGUUCAAGCGGAAGAGGGUGGAGCCACUGCCAUAUAAGAGGAGGACUGAGCGGAUGCGCUAGGGCCUUGCACGACUUAAACCUUAGAUGGUGAAGCUGUAGACAACUGUAAGCAUCGAGUGAGUGUACAAUACCAUAUUCGCUUCAGGCGUUCAUAUUUCAAACCUUCUUCGUUGUUCGUUCCGGAUGGUUAUGGGGAGAUAUGCCAAAGCUUGACGACGUACGUCCCUUUACCAGCAACUUCUGCUCUCAUAAUCGGUUCUCUACUUUCUCAUGUUCCAUGAGGUGUGGGUGCGGUAGUAUGUGGGCGCCGGUCCACCGCUCUUUCCGUCUUUUCCGUCCGUCGCUGCUCUGCGCCUUCCACGCCUCUCUCAUCGCCUCAGCACUUCAACCGACCUGCGCUGGAAGUCUUCUCCCUGGUUCCGUAAAGUGCCUGCAGCGAGGAGCUAAGCCCACUGUUCCAAGGCC
Molecule: messenger RNA, 1798 nt
Organism: Trematosphaeria pertusa
Lineage: Eukaryota; Fungi; Ascomycota; Dothideomycetes; Pleosporales; Trematosphaeriaceae
Product: PEBP-like protein
Exons: 2
Coding region: 11-1393 (460 amino acids)
Source: RefSeq, a predicted model, not a curated record